UCUGAGUCCCCUCCAUUCUGUGUUACACUCUUUGUGUGUCACCCAAACCGGGAAUUGUCUGUGCUUCUGGGACAAAGUAGUUUAACUACCAGUUGAAAUGGCACCAAAGAAGGACCCCAAAGCUCCCGCCAAGAAGGCUGAACCGGCACCAGCACCGGCACCYGCACCGGCACCAGAACCUGCAGCAGCUCCUAAAGCCCCAGCUGUCGACCUGUCCUCCGUCAAGAUAGAAUUCAGCGCAGACCAGGUUGAAGACUACAGAGAGGCCUUUGGCCUGUUCGACAGGGUGGGUGACAACAAGGUGGCUUACAACCAAAUCGCUGACAUUAUGCGUGCAUUGGGACAGAACCCCACCAACAAGGAGGUGAACAAACUGCUUGGGAACCCCUCAGCUGACGACAUGGUACACAAGAGAGUAGAGUUUGAGGCCUUCCUUCCCAUGCUCCAGACCAUCAUCAACAGUCCCAACAAGGCAGGGUUCGAGGACUAUGUUGAGGGUCUGCGUGUCUUUGACAAGGAGGGCAACGGCACYGUGAUGGGUGCUGAGCUGCGUAUCGUGCUGUCAACACUGGGUGAGAAAAUGAACGAGGCUGAGAUUGACGCUCUCAUGGCCGGACAGGAGGAUGAGAACGGCUGUGUCAACUAUGAGG
Messenger RNA from Austrofundulus limnaeus, 650 nucleotides. RefSeq names its product myosin, light chain 1, alkali; skeletal, fast (gene myl1). Gene Ontology annotation, cellular component: contractile muscle fiber; myosin II complex. Lineage: Eukaryota; Metazoa; Chordata; Actinopteri; Cyprinodontiformes; Rivulidae. The record is from RefSeq and is a predicted model, not a curated record. Gene Ontology annotation, molecular function: calcium ion binding.